Messenger RNA from Epinephelus lanceolatus (giant grouper), 1757 nucleotides. NCBI's taxonomy places the organism in Eukaryota, Metazoa, Chordata, Actinopteri, Perciformes, Serranidae. The record is from RefSeq and is a predicted model, not a curated record.
AUUUGAUGAAUAGUGUCGUUGUCAAAAGCGCUGGAAACAGAUCAAGGAACGUUGAUAGAUGGACAGCUGGAAGAGAGAGGAGAAGAAGAGGAGCUGCGUCAUGCCUCCUCCUCACGGUUACAUGUAGUUAUUUCUCUUCGGAGCUGGAUCUCGGGGCGAGUUUCCUCAACUCUUACCGUGCUGUCCCGGGCUUUAUGUUGUGUUGCUUUGCGUUUGUUCUGGAGAGCUAUGGAAGGCAGAACAUGCCAAGUCUAAGUGUUACAACUGCACGCGUGUCGACGUUCCUGUGAAUAUUUUCUCAGCUUCUCAAACUUUACUAGAGGAGGAAAAGCUUCGGCUCGUAAAGGAGCCUUUGAGGGCCCACAUCAGCAUGGUGAACAGCCAAGCAUCAGGCAUACCGCCAGCCCCCAGGUCAUGUGCAGGAUGCGGGGGGAAGAUUGCAGACCGCUUCCUGCUCUUCUCCAUGGAGCGCUACUGGCACACUCAUUGCCUCAAGUGCUCUUGCUGCCAAGCCCAGCUGGGGGACAUUGGCACCACCUGCUACAGCAAAGGGGGCAUGAUUCUGUGUCGAAGCGACUACAUCAGACUGUUUGGGCACAGCGGGGCGUGCAGCGCCUGCGGCCAGUCGAUCCCAGCCAAUGAAAUGGUGAUGAGGGCGCAGGGAAAUGUUUACCACCUCAAGUGUUUCAGCUGUGCCACCUGUAGAAACAGACUAAUGCCUGGCGAUCGUUUCCAUUACAUCAACGGUACAAUCUUCUGUGAGCACGACAGACCCGGCGCUGUCUUGCUCAACAGCCACCUGCCUCCACUUCAGAGCAGCUCUGUGCUGACAGACCAGAAGCUUAACAUUAUUGAGACAGAGCAGCUGAUGUUGCUGCAAGAAGUUAGCAGAGUGAGAUGCCCAGCAAGUCAGGUAUGCUGAGUGGCAGAAGUGCUGAGUGUCGCCCUCACCCUUCCUCCAAGCUUCACUUUUCUUCGGUGCACUAUUCUUCUCCUGCUACUGUCAUUGUUGUGGAUUCUCAUCACUGACCCGCCUCUCCUCCUCAGGGAGGACGCAGUUUCUCACCAACAUCCCUGCCCAUCACCAUGCCAGAGACUAUGUACCACAUUCAAAGUCCCAUUUAUGUCGUGUUCAACGUUAAUGUGGUCUGUGCAUCAUGCAAAGACUUAGUGCUGACUGCACUGGCAAAAGGCUGCUUCAGGACUUAGAAAAAAGUGGAGGAAAACAAUGACGAUGAAAGCCUGCACCAACUGGAAGAUGGAAUCAAAGAUCCUCAAAUGAACAUUUGAUGGACUGCUGUAAAAUGACUGUCAAAGCUUUGCUUAUGCCAUGUGGCAUCCAUUUCCCUGAGCGUCAGUGUUUUUAAUGAACUCUUGAUCUCUCUCUUGUAUUUGUUAAUCUGAGAUCUAACACACUGAGUAUGGAAUAUAAAAUUGAUGGGUGUCAGGCAAAAAUCCAGAGUAUCUGUAAGUAUUCAUUCAUAGAAAACCUUUUAAUGAGUUUAAAAAAUGUUUGUCAGAAGUGAGAUUCAAAUCUUGAACAUAAACUUUUUUUUUUAAAAUACUUGAGGAAAACAAAAUGUAAUGUUGCUGUAUGAUUACUUUUCAGACGCCCUGCACAAAGCACUGAAAUAUCCAGUGACAUUUUUUUCUUUAACUUCUGUAGAGUUUCAUUUCUUCAUCAGAUGCCAGUUCAAUGUGUGAAAAACAAAUUGUGGAGUUAAAAUUAAAAAUCCUAUAAAAUGAUUUUCCUGUUA